AGCGCUAGCAGACGAGAGCACGGCAGGACUCGGGUCAGUGUGGUGGUGUCUGCCGUAAGAGAAGGUGGUGGUUGAGUGUGCGGUGGUGUGAUGCGUGUACAUCUCUCUCUCUCUCUCUCCUUCUCUGUCUGCCUCCAGCCUCAGCAGUCCUCCCAGAGAUCUGACCGAGGAAACUCACGCACACACGCUUGCUGCUAAUCCUGCGUACGCACACUUGGACCUCGCCGCUACUGGGCACCCCCUUCGCACGUGCUCGCAACCGCAUAUACAGUCUAUUGAAUUCAGUUUGGCGGUGCUUGAAUGAAAACAAAAAGAUUGUGUUAAGUGAGGGCGGUGUUUUUUUAACGGUCGGCCUUGGAGGACUUAGGAAGUGAGUGACCUUACGCUGUGUCCUGCUGCUGCGGCUGUGUGUUGACCUUCCCGCUGCGGCUGCGCGUUGACCUUUUCGGAGUGAAUGGGACACAAGCAGAAGUGAUUCCUCACAGUACUCGACGAUCCGGAAGUACCCCGGGGAUUGGACUGAAGGGAGUUACUUACUCGGGCCGUCUCGAGCAAAUGUCUCUCGGAUUCGACCUCGCUACUUUCAAACAGCCGACGUUUGUGCCGAGUCCUUGCCGUUAUUAAGUUCGUUGUGCCGGCUACUUACACCUCCUCCCCUCCCCCUCCCUGCCCACUCCAUCUUUUGACUACGAAUUUGCUUAUUAUACAUCGUAAUCCAUCCUUAUACAUACCCCAUCUGAGUCCAUAUUAAAAUACGCAUAAUCAACGUGUAUUGAAAGGACCUCAGACACCAAACUGAUCUAGUCAGUCAGUCAUACAAAGUCAGAUGUUCAGAAAUUAGCAUCCGUAUUAUUAAGGAACUUUGUAUAUAAACUAGUUCAUAGUAAAAGACACAGGAAGAAAGAUUUCCAUAGUAUUUUUGGAGUUGGCAAAGAACCUUGAAAAAAAAGAUAAAUAAAAUAUAUAUAUAUAUAUAGUGCGACAGGUGUAAGAGGCCUAUUUGGCAUUCUUCUAGCCGUGUAACAUUCUUUAUUCUUAAUUAGAGAAACUAUUUAGUGCCAGUGGUGUCGAGUAUACAGUGCCAGUGAUUAAAAAAAAGUAUAUUCAGUGCCAGUGGUAGAGAGUUUCUACACCGACUGUUGCAAAAGAAAAGAGAUAAAACUGAACAAUUAGUCUAGUGCCAGGGACCUAGGUAGACACCCGGCACCAAGAUGAAGUUGUGGUUGGCCCUGACGGUAACGGUGGCCCUCCUGGCCCUCCUGGACACGGCAGAGGGCGGAAAAGGCAGGCGGAAGGCCAGGAGAAGACACGCCAAGAAGAUGGCGUCGCUGGCCAAAGGACCCGAAGUUCGACCUUGGGGCGGAUGGAGGCGGUGGUGGGAGCAGCCGAACGAAAUCCACGAGGCCGCAGAAGGGAGGAACAGAAGGCCGCACCAAGGGGCUCAUUAUCUCACCGUGGCUCCAGAAUCCGGCAGCAAAUCGCGUGCAGUACUGGACGCCGGGUCGGGUUCCGGCGCCACGCGUGUCAGCAGCGGCCUGCCGGGCGACCUGGCUGACCUGCAGGGUGGCCUGUACUCCCAGUGGACGAAGUGGUCGCGUUGUUCCCGGCGUUGCAGGCAGAGACGCCAGAGGUCGUGUCGGGUUCCUGCCGUGUGUGGCACCGCGCUCCUCAAGGAGGAGAGGAGCUGCCGCGGCGGGAGGUGCUCGGGGCGCCGUCCCUUCCACAUCAUCAAGCGCGAGGAGUUCACGCGACAGCCUCCGCGGAAUGACAUGAGGGUCCUCCUCAACUUCAACUCGAUGUUCUACACGAAGUGGUCGCGCUGGUCCGCCUGCAGCAGGUCGUGUCUGACCAGGAGAUACAGAUCCUGCAAGUACCCUCUGUUCUGUGGCGGAAGCGUGGUUAACGAAGAAGCCUAUUGUUAUGUGGAAGGUUCCCUGUGCGAGAAGUGGUAUCGCAGGAGCCGUUACCACCCUCGGAAACACCAGACGACCGGGAAUAACGACGAGGACGGUGAAAACACCCUAUCUACCUCGUCCUCAUCCCUCUCUUCUUCGACUUCUCGAUACUCCCCCUCGAGGUCCACCUCCUCCUCUCCCUACUCCUCGUCCUCCGCGUCCUCUGCACUGAGCAGGUGGACCGAGGAGAGGACGCUACCCCGCGAGUGCGGCGUGAGUAACGUGACCACGCCGGGGUGGAACUUGAGGAUCAUCGGAGGACGGGAGGCUCAGAGGGGCAAGUGGCCGUGGCAGGUCGUGAUCCUCAAUCGAUAUCAGGAGGCCUUCUGCGGGGGAACUCUGGUCGGGUCGCGGUGGGUUCUGACGGCGGCCCACUGCGUCCGGAGGAAACUCUUCGUGCGUCUCGGAGAACACGACCUGGCGCUGAGAGAGGGCGCUGAGGUGGAGUACAAGGUUUCAAGGACCGUCAUACACCCGAAGUACGACUCGACGACCGUGGACAACGACGUGGCCCUCCUGCAGCUGCCAGAACCCGUCUCCAUGAACUCUCGCAUAGCCCCGGCCUGCCUUCCGGAACAAGGGGCCAACUUACCCGUGGGAGACAAGUGCACGAUCAUCGGCUGGGGAAAGGAGAGGAACACCCAUUUCUUCGGAACGGAUGUCCUACACGAAGCUGAGGUAGUACCCAUCAUCGCCAGCAAAGCAUGUGAGACAGUAUAUGAGGACUACUACAUUACUUCCAACAUGUUCUGCGCAGGAUAUCUGAAGGGCAGAGUGGAUUCCUGCGCGGGAGACUCAGGGGGUCCUCUGCUGUGCCAGAGACAUGGUCGUUGGUACAUAUACGGAAUAACUUCCUUUGGCGAGGGAUGUGGAAAGAAAGGCAAAUUUGGCAUUUACGCUCGAGUUUCGAAUUACCGCCAUUGGAUACAGUCCGUCGUCGCCAGUCCCGACCUCUGAAGUGUACAUUAAAAGUUAGGGUUUUUAGUAAUUCAUUAUUCUGCUGAAAGCAUAUACCGUUUUUCUUCAGUGUAUGUGAGUAUAUGUGGUGGAUGUAUAUACGUAAACACACGAGAAGGCUUGCAUCAUAACUGGCCAAGGCGGAAGGGUAUGUACUGUACAAUAUAUGUAUUUGUAUAAUACGUCAUUGAUUAUACGCGGAAGAAAAGCAGAUACAGUUUAUACACGCCGAACUUAAAUCUUGCAACUAGAACAUUCGAAAAAUAUAUGCCAGUUGCAAAGAAACCCUUAGUACGUAUAGUUGUGCUUACAAAAAUGUUUUACAGUGAUAUCGGUGUCACUUUAUAGCCAUAGGGAUGCAAAAACUGUACUUUGAGGACUAUGUGAAAGAAAUAUUUUCUUAAAUAAUGUAUAUAAUGUAUGAAACAUUAAUACGCGGUCACAAGGUAGACCAUUGGUCAUUUAUGCUUGAUUAAAGAUAUAGAUAUAUUAUCAUUCCACAGACAACUCUGUUAUGUUGUCAGUUACAUGUAUAUAAUGCAGUAUAUAUCGUAUAUGAGAAAUGGUUUGUGCUUGUUAAGUUUGGUGUUUAUGUUGAGGUUGUUCUCGGAAUGGGAUAGGGUCAGUGGGUAGUGUCCAGCGUUAAACGUCUCCGGUAGUCAGUACCUUUGUCUAUGGAGAGUUUAGGCAACAGCACUGGAUUGGAUUGCCUGUCAUUCUCAGGGAGUAGAUUCAACUUCAUCCUUUAAUUUCUUAUCUUAUCUUUUGAGUAAUUUAACUUUUUUUUCUAUGCUAUUAAUCGUGCUUCAGUGUUUGAUCAAAGGAUGGUAAGCAUUUUUUUUUAUGAAUAUUGUUUAGAAAGUGGAAAAGAAAAAUGUAAUUCAUAUAUUUUUUUUUUUUUUUUACAUUAUGUGUGAUCUAAUGUUAACAAAAGACACUGUUCUGGCUUGCUUUGCAUGUUUUCAAAAAGACAGAUAAUUUUACCAUAUGUUUUCUUGAUCUGGUUUGGAUCACUGCUUGCUGCCACAGUAAACUUGUUAUGAAGAGUAGCUUAUAUAUAACACAUUGUAGAUAUAGCAUUAUUAUGCCCUUAAAACAGUUAUAUUUUUGCAUUAUUUUGUGUAUUUUGUAUUUAUGUUUGUCAAUAGAGGUUUUGUUCCUAAUGUACUCCCAACUCAAUAGCUUUCUUAUUCCUUAAACAUUGUAAUAAAUGACACAUUUCCCUAAAGUCAAUUUUUAAAAAGAAAUAAAAGUUUAUACUUAAAUACAACACUUGUUUCAGGUAACUUUAUGAAUAUGUUCAGUGCUCUAAGACUUACAAGGCAACUGACAGUCAUACCCUUUAUCAACUUUAUCAAUUAAAAUUAAAGGUGUAUAUGUUAUAUAUGACCUGUAUAACAGAACUACAGGAAUUUAAGUUACAAAGCUGCCUAGAACACGGUUGUUACGGACGAGACCUCUAACAGAACCAUUAAUAUAAUUCCACCUAAAAUUAUCUUCUGCAUUGUCACUGAUGGCAAAAAAGGCCCUACUUACACAUAAUAUGUUGUUGUUUUUUAACUACAAGUUAUGUAUACUUAAAUGUUCAUCUCUAAUAUUAUAAUUUUGAUUCCAUGAAUCAUUCUACAUUAUUUGUUUAUUUGUUACUGUUACUCCAUGCCUGUAUCUGGUAACAAAAGCAUAAUAAAUAUCCAACUGGAAUAAUCCCUAAUCCAAAAAAAACAAUCUGACAGAUAUCAGAAGGUAAAUGAAGACUUAACAAACAAAAUUAUCAAUUCUAUCCUUGUGUGCAAUUUGUACUCACACAGUUUAACCAAUGUGUAUGUCGUGUUAUGAGAAGAAAAGAAGCACGAGUGCAAAUUAAUAAAAAAGUUAUUUUAUUACAUGACUGGAGUGAUAAAUAUCAUUAAAGAUGCUGUCACUGGUUUAAGAUGCUGGUAGUUAUGGAAUAAAGGAAAAUAUAUAUAUGUCAAAGUUAGUCUUACUGGUGUAACUCCGUACAUAAAGAAAAAUUAAGUAAAAAAUAACAACCAAAUAAAUGCAUUUCUGCUUACAUUUAAAUAUGCAAAGAUAAUAUAAUACAUGCACACUGCAAGACAGUUACAAAGGUCUAUAAAUGAAGAAUCAAGUGAUUAAGAAAUGAUAAUAAUAAUAAAUAAAUGGGGUAUCCACAACAGUGUCUGACAGCUGACAGUUAUUCAGGAGUUCCAAAUAACCUUGACUUUGUUUUUGUUUGUUUUACACAGUGAAGGGCAUCCUUGGCUUGUGCCAGUUAUGUGGGGCAAAUGGUCGUAAAUAUGUAAAUAUCAAUAUUGUAACUGACUUUUGUACAAAUAAAGGGACAUGUAUGUAUUCUUUUCAAGGUAAUUGGCAUACAUAGGUGUUCACUGAAUUAUUGAUUGUAUUAACCGUUAAUUGACUGCUGGCAGUAUAACACAAGUGAUGGUAAUCAACUUGUGUUAUAAGGAUUAUUUGAACUUGCGACUUUAAUGGAUAAUUUGAUUUCCUUACUGUGAUUGAGAAAUUUGCUGAAAUAUGCAACAUAUCCUCUUAUUUUUUAAGACGUUUUGUUUCCCAAUCUCCAAAUAUUACGAGCUGAGGGUUGUUGGUGGCUAGGUAUAGAACAAAAUAAUGAUAUAUUGAGUGUUCGAUUUCCAAAUGUUUACUUUGCUUAUUAGAAUAUAUCCCAUGAAUGAAAUAUAUUUAUUUGGUAUCAAUAUUUGUACUUUUUCAUAAUAAAGUAAUUAUAACAUUU
Molecule: messenger RNA, 5667 nt
Organism: Penaeus monodon (black tiger shrimp)
Lineage: Eukaryota; Metazoa; Arthropoda; Malacostraca; Decapoda; Penaeidae
Product: transmembrane protease serine 9-like
Exons: 12
Coding region: 1212-2912 (566 amino acids)
Biological process (GO): proteolysis
Molecular function (GO): serine-type endopeptidase activity
Source: RefSeq, a predicted model, not a curated record